UACCUGCUGGCUGUGCUGCCCGUGCACAGGUGUCUCGGACGGCUUACACAUACACGCACAGUCCGCGUCAACCGCCGUCGGUGUUCCCCGUACGUUCCCCACGUACAGUGUCGAUGGUGCCGGGCAAACGCGCGCCUUUUGAACGCCGGUAAAAUUAUAAGAAAAAAAAAUGCCGUGUUCGACGGCCGUGUCGUUGUGAUCGACUUGUAUGCACGUUUUUCCGGUCAAGUAAAAGUUACUGUUGUUCAGACAAUUCCGUUGAGAACCGACGAACCUAACCAUGAUGGACUGGUGGUAAUCCAACGAGAAUCCAGGAUCGACACCACAAUAUCGUCGUUAAGGGAACGGAUAUGCCAGGACCAAGGCGGUUUAGCAGCGGGGCGAUGCAAGGAGGAGGAGGCGGAGGAGGCGGUGGUCAAUCGUGGGAAAUGGGCGAAAGACGGUAUUCCGUGGCCGGCACGGAUCCGCAUUUAAGCCAUCACGCUGUCACGUCGAUGGGACCACCAGCGUCCGAAGACCUACACGCCUGGAGCAUUUACAGACAAAAUUUGAAUUCCGACUUCACCGACUCCGCGUUGGGUUCCAGCGAAAAGUCUCCUCUCCCGUACGGUAACUUUCAACUCAGGGAGUCCACCGUACAGUCCAUACUGAGCCAUCCGCGGUACGGUCCCAAGUAUGACGUGCACAAGUCGCCUCUGGGCUCGAACAUGUACACGUACCUCAAGUUCGGACUUCCCAGAGUGUUUCCACCGAACAGUCGCAGAGACGGAUCCAGCGGCUAUGACUCCAGCGAAGACGGCGCGGCCACACGCACCCAACAAAGGCCUUACACGAGAACCAGGAGCGACCCGGACUUUUGCAAUCAUACCCUCUAUCACGUGGGUCCCACCCUACAACGGCAGCAUCCCGGCCGCCGAGGCAAGAGUAUUAGCGAAGCCAACUUGCUAUCGCCACACGGAUACCCCGUUCGGCAAGAGAUGCCAACGAUGCGACGGAGCGUGCAUGACUUAAGAACUCUAUCAGAAAUGAAUUAUCACAAUCACCCGCACCACUACACUAAUCCUGUUCACCAUUAUAGUACACACCACUUGCCUACUGGACGACCAGCUUCCAUAGCCGUGGUAGGUACGACUGCUACUACGCCCAGGGAUAGAAGUAUCAGUAUGAUGAGCAAUUUAAGCCCCAAUCGAUCGGAUAUUUACGGACAGCCAGCCAUUGUUUAUCCUUAUUUACAGGUGAGAGGUCUGGAAGUACCCGGAAGUUCUGACGGAAAGAGACCAAAGAUUCAAGGAGUUUCGUUUGAAGUCCAAGCUGGAGAAGUAAUGGCGUUUAUGAUGACUUCUGAACGCGAAGGAGAAGCCCUUCUCAGUAGUUUAGCUGACCGUCACCCGUGUCAAGUGCAACACGUACUGCUCAAUGGACAAAAUGUUUCUAUUUCUACGUUAGCGAAGCGUAUCGCUUAUGUACCCGCCGAGGCUAAGUUAGCACCUAACCUCAGCGUAGCGCAAACGUUGGCUUUUUAUUCUCAUUUGCGCAAAGCUCCUGCCCGUGCCAUACCAAAAGUAUCUCAAAACGACCAGAUGGGUGUUCUCAUCGAAGAGUUGGGUCUCGGACAAGUGUUAAACACCAACGUGUCCGAGCUGACUGCCUCCGAAGUGCAAAGAUUAAGUGUAGCGUGUCAUCUGAUGUCCGACGCCGAGAUCAUCAUGUUGGACAGACCGACAGUGACCAUGGACAUAUUUGACACGUUCUUUCUAGUCGAGUUCCUUAGACAAUGGGCCGCCGGCGCUCCGACCGGAGUCAAUCCUAGAAUCGUAAUGGUCACCUUACAACCUCCCACGUACGAAAUAUUCACAAUGGUUUCCAAAGUGGCGUUAAUAUCGGUCGGUCACCUCAUGUACUGCGGCCGACGGCGAAACAUGUUACCUUAUUUUUCAUCCGCCGAUUACCCUUGUCCGGCUUUCAAGAACCCGUCGGAUUACUAUCUCGAUUUGGUCACGCUGGACGAUCUGUCGGCCGAGGCUAUGCUGGAGUCGAGUCAGAGGGUAGAGCAGUUGGCGGAUUUGUUCAGGAGACGGGUGGAACCUUUACCGGAUCCGGGACCACCUCAACCCUUGCCGGGUAAACCGAGAACCGCGUCCGUGCCAAUACAAGUGAUCGCCAUAAUAUUACGCCAUAUGGCCUAUUCGCAGCCCAGGAGUAGUUUGCGAUGGUUGUCCAGGUUGUUCGUCGCCGGUCUAAUGUCCGUCAUAAUAGGCGCCAUAUUUUGGGACAUACCGGCCACCGAUCCCCAGCUCUUGUUCGGCGACAGACUUGGAUUCUACUACAGCACCAUGAUAGUCGGUGCUCUGCCGUUGGUCCUACAAAUCGCGUUGAACGACACGCACGGCAGCGAUCGAAACGCCGUCGAAAGUGACAUAGCGGACAAUUUGUACGGUCGAUUCGUUUACAUAGUGACUUCGAUAUUCUGUAACAUCCCGCCGGCGGCCUUCGUAUGGAUGGUGUACUCUGUGCCGGCGUACGCCAUGUCGGCACUUUAUCAGUACAUAAACGAUCCGGAACCUUUUUUCGCUUAUAUACUUUACAUAGCGAUUCACAUGAGCGCCCUGCAGAUGAUGGCCACGGCCGUGGGGUACUUGAUGCCCGACCGCCUCAGCUCGUCGGUAGUGACCACGGUAGCGGUCGUGGUAUCCGGUUUGAUGAGCGGCGUGCCGUUGAACUUUGCCGAUUUGAAGAGAGUGCCGGGGGUCAGGUUUUUGUCCACGUUGUCGCCGACCCGGUAUCUGAUGUUGCCCCUGUUGCAAAACGAUCACACGCACGACACGCUCGUGUCGCUGGCCUCGUCGCUGGUCUGUCGCAACAAACAGGUACAACACCAGGACAUCAUAGUACAGUUGCCGUGUCCCACGCCCAACGGCACUGCCGCCCUGAUCCAUCACGGUCUUCUGAUGCCGGCCGUCGACCCAUACCUGAUGCUCACCAACCACGAUCCCCUUUGGGCGGGCCUGUACUUGUGGAGUUUCUUCGCUUGCGUUGCCAUUUUCUUGUUCGUCACCGUGGGACGGUUAUGCAACAGGUUGCACAGAGAUUGUCGACCCCAGAGAUAACAUACACCGCGACUAGUAUAAUAUUAGCUAAUAGUAAAAUUCGAUUAGUUUGUGUUUUUUUAUUGACGCACCUUUUGCGGUGUGAUAAUCGAGAGAUGUACUCAGAAAUGACGGAAAGUCCGUAAUAAUAAUAUUAAAAUACGUUAAUCUGAUCGCCGGGAUCGACCGUGUACCUAAGAUUUACAAUAAAAAAUAAUAGGAAAUGUAUUAACGGACGGAUAAAGAGAGCAUCGUCCACUAAGUAUGUUCAAGUACGUUCAACGUAUACCAGAUCAAAAUAGGGCGGUUUUGUUUAUGGGAAACAUGAUAACUAAAACUUUAGUUUUUCAGGGGGCGAUAAAAACAUUUCAUUUCUUUGAGAAAACAACAUUUUUUUAUAGGAAGUAUUAUAAAAUAUCUUGAUAUUUAAAAUACAAAACAGAAAUGUACUUAUUCAUUUUUUAUGUAUGUAACGUUUUUGUCGUUUUCUGAAAAAUGUUUGAAACUUUUUACUUAUCAUGUUUCUCAGAGAAACCGCCCAUUAAUAUUAUCGAGUACAACGAAUUAUUAUUGUUUAGAUAUUGUAGUCACUACAAUGAUAAUAUUAUAUUAUUAAGAAUGAAUCGUUAGACCAAUGUUUUUUUUAAAAAAAUUUUUACAUAUAUCAUAUGGGUAAUGUUAUGAUUGCUAUAUUAUAUAAAAUAUAUAACGCGACGAGAAGUCACAAUAAAUAGAAGCCGCUCAAACGACAACAAUGUAUGAUUGUACCUACGCACGUUAAGUACAGAAACACUCUUCGUACACAAUAAUAAACUAAUUAUAAUUAUGUAUUAUUUAGUGUGCUAAAAAUAACUAUGUAUCGUUUAUUGCUAUAUUAUUAUACGACUACCAGUUACAAUUAUUAAUGUUAUUAUUAGUAACGUUUGUACAAUACUAUUUUAAGAUUUACCUGCCCAUUUACAUAAUGGGUACCUCUUUAUACGAGUGUGUUAUGUAUAGUUUUAAUAUGACAUUUAAUUAUUAAUACAUUAUCACUAUGAUAUUAUAUACAAAUUUUGCUCAUUAUUCUUUAUUUUUGUAUUACGUUAACGUGUCACAUACUAUUUUAUUAAUAUUAUU
This is a messenger RNA of Adelges cooleyi (spruce gall adelgid), 4205 nucleotides long. Its product is annotated as ATP-binding cassette sub-family G member 8. The record is from RefSeq and is a predicted model, not a curated record. Bases 351 to 3107 code for a protein of 918 amino acids. The transcript is spliced from 15 exons. Gene Ontology annotation, molecular function: ATP hydrolysis activity; ABC-type transporter activity; ATP binding. NCBI's taxonomy places the organism in Eukaryota, Metazoa, Arthropoda, Insecta, Hemiptera, Adelgidae. Gene Ontology annotation, cellular component: plasma membrane.